This is a messenger RNA of Letharia columbiana, 378 nucleotides long. RefSeq lists its product as uncharacterized. The transcript has 2 exons. Lineage: Eukaryota; Fungi; Ascomycota; Lecanoromycetes; Lecanorales; Parmeliaceae. Bases 1 to 378 code for a protein of 125 amino acids. The record is from RefSeq and is a predicted model, not a curated record.
AUGGCCUCCCCAAUCCCAACCACCUUCGCCACAGACUCCACUCCCCAAGAAUCAUUCGCCGCACACUACGACCUCGACAACCCCAUGGAAUCCGUCAACUCAUACUCACGACUGAUGCACCAACACACCAAACGUCAAAUGGACCUCGCCACCCGCUCCAGCCGCCGCGCUCCCGCCGACCAAGGCGUCAGCAGCAUGGGCCAGCUGUCGGCGAGGGUAGCACCGAUAGCGUGGACAAUUUGCAGCAAUGAGAGCUCUACCUUCCCGGCUCGCCUUAUCUAUCUCCGAAUCGCCCCCCACACACACACACACACACACAUUGAACUUGAAAUUGUACCCGCACGCACGCAAGCAUUACGGAGAGAGAGAGGAAAAUGA